Molecule: messenger RNA, 984 nt
Organism: Trichoderma aggressivum f. europaeum
Lineage: Eukaryota; Fungi; Ascomycota; Sordariomycetes; Hypocreales; Hypocreaceae
Exons: 5
Coding region: 1-984 (327 amino acids)
Source: RefSeq, a predicted model, not a curated record
AUGGAAGCUGCCUCGUCGCCCAUGAAACGACGCGCCGUGCUCGGCUCUCUGGACGCGAACGCGGCGCUGUCAACAACACCAAUCGCAAGCAAAAUGAUCAUGAUGGGAUCGUCAAUGCUGUUGACGCCGUCGGCUCUGCUAGUGAGCAGCCCAUUGAUUGGGAGCGAGUCGUCAAAGGGGAAGAAGCGGACUGCGGGGGAAGACGACGAGGAAGUGGUGGAUGAGAGUCCCGUGCCGAAGAAGACGUGUGUUGAUGGGCUGAAACAAGAACAACAAGACGUCUGGCCUGCGCGUCUCGAGACAAGUUCCCUGUUCGAUAGCUCGGCCGGAGAUGCUUCCUGGACGACGGCAACAGAGCCAGAUGCAACAGCGACCACAACUUUGCUAGCUGCCACGAGGCCUCGAGCUUUGACUAGGGAGCAAGCCAGAGAGGCGUCACUUCCGCCCGUUCAGAAGGCAGAAAUCCUCCGUCUACGCCUCGGCCUCGCAGGGUACAAGCUGCGCACCGGCCAAACCUCCGUCCCCCUCUCCCAACUCCAGCGCAAGCCCCUCCCGCCAUCGACCACGACGCGCAGACGAGCGAAUACAUUUGCCCACGCGGCACGGACGAAUACACACACUCGGGUUCGGAGCGUGGACUCGAUCCCUCAUGUGCCGGCGUUGUCGCAGGAAUCGUCAGUGCUGUCGGUUAGAUCAGACGCAGCAGUGACGGUGGCUGCUUCUCAGGAGAGCGUCGUGGUGGAAACAAGAGGCAACACGCCUGAUCAUGUCGCCGGGAAUGAAGGAGACAAGGCUGUUUUUCUCGCUAUCAGUGAUGUAGAUUCUCCUUCUAGAGUCUUUUUGUCAAGUCCAGCACCGGCGCCGGUAUCGUCAUUAAGGAGCACUUAUACGGAGGAGGUGGAUAAACAGACACACAACUCUUUGAAUGAUGAUGAUGACGAUGUCAUGGCGGCAAAGACAGGGGGGCUUACACGCAGCGAAUAA